ACGUGAGCGCGCGGCAUCUUACUCACACUGUGACUGAGUGAGUACGCGACGUAAACGGCAAGCUGGGGAGACUUCGCCUGUGAGUUACAGCAGUGUGUAGUCCACAACUCGAAACAUGGCAGCACCAUCCUUCUCAGGGACUUCUUGGGGAUGUCUAAUAUUGGUGCUGCUGCUGUACUGGGCACAUGUGUGCCUGGGGGUCCCAGACCCCCACGUGAGGGCCCGCCUGAUGCAGGAGGAGGCUUCCAGACGUACAGGGGGCAGAGUGCUGCUGACAGAGUCAGAACAAAAGCUCAGUGAACGUCUGCAUAAACUGAAAGAGCAGGAAAUUGCCGGGCCACAGUUCCCUCCCAUGAUGCAUUUCUUCGAAGCACAGCCGUUCAUUCAACGCAGCCCCAUCUUCAGCCUGCUGCAGAGAAUGCCCAAAGGAGCAGCUCUGCAUGUCCAUGACUUCUCCUUGGUUAGCGUGGACUGGUUGGUGAAGAAUGUGACAUACAGACCGUACUGCUACAUAUGCUUCACUAAGGACCAAUCCGUGCGCUUCCUCUUCUCCGCGCAGCAGCCACUCCCACGGCCUCAGUGCUCUACCUGGACGCUCUUGGAGACUUUGAGGGCGAAGGUGGGAAAUGUCACUGACUUGGAUAACAGUCUUAUAGGGAACCUCACGCUGUUCACGGCAGACCCAGGAGCUGCCUAUCCCAGUCAGGACAUGGUUUGGAAGAAGUUUGAGCAGACUUUCAUUGUGACUUUGGGCCUUGUCACUUAUGCACCAGUGUUCAAAGAGUACUUCUAUCGAGGCUUGCAGGAGUUGUACAUGGACAAUGUUAUGUAUCUGGAGCUGAGAGCUUUGCUGCCAAAGACAUACGAGCUUGAUGGCAGCAUGCAUGACAGGUUUUGGAGCCUCAGGACCUAUCAGGAAGUGAGCAGACAGUUUGUGGCAGACCAUCCUGACUUUCUGGGAACUCGCAUCAUCUUCACCGUUCACAGGGGCCUGAAUGACUCUCAAGUUAAAGAGGCAGUGAAGAUGGCCAUUAGCAUGCAGAAAACAUAUCCAGAGGUCAUGGCAGGAUUUGACUUGGUUGGCCGUGAAGACAGUGGAAGAUCCCUCUGGUACUUUAGAGAGGCCUUGUCUCUGCCUGUGGAUCUUGGAAUCACCCUUCCCUACUUCUUCCAUGCUGGAGAGACUGACUUGCAGGGCACAGAGGUGGACGGGAAUCUGCUGGACGCUCUGCUUUUCAACACGUCCCGCAUCGGCCAUGGUUUUGCCCUGCCACACCACCCUGUGGCCAAGGAGCUUUCCAGAAAGAUGGGCGUGGCCAUUGAGAUAUGUCCCAUUUCCAACCAGGUACUGAAACUGGUCUCAGACUUGCGGAAUCACCCUGCUGCAGUACUGAUGUCUGAAGGUCAUCCGCUGGUGAUCAGCUCAGAUGACCCAGCUGUCUUUGGAGCGACAGGACUCUCGUACGACUUCUAUGAGGUGUUUGUAGGGAUUGGUGGGAUGAGCUCAAACCUGGGCACACUCAAAGAGCUGGCCAUCAACUCUCUCAGGUACAGCUCGCUGUCUCCUCAGCAGAAGGAGGAAGCACUGGCCCUUUGGCAGAAAAAAUGGGACAAGUUUGUUGUUGAAAAUUCACAGUAGAUACCCAGCAAACAGGGGGAUGACAGGAUGUGAUGUCACACUGAGGGCUUUUGUUAUUUUGCCCAGAAAUUGUCCUGAACUGUGAUGGCUGCUCUUCUCUUGGUAACAGAGAUAACUUUGUUAAAAUUAAAUCCAACUCACAAGUUGAGUUAAUGUACUUGAAAUUAAAUUAACUUUCGAAAGGUUCUGUGACAAAGCUGUCCGAGUGGUGUUUCUCUCACAGUGAACUGUCUCAGUGAAAGUCCAUGCUGUUGACAGGCUCAGCAGAACACUGUUAUCCAGUAUAUUUGUUUUAAAAUAAGAAAACCUGGAAUUUUUCAUGCGGAUGUCAUCGUUGGAUGCACUUAGAAGAGCGCAUAGUUUUGUCUGCAUCUGGAAACAUCCUGCCUCAAUUUCUUUAUUCUUGCUUGAUGAAUUAGAUUUAACUGUAGCAGUGGAUAAGAAAAGUUAAAAAACCCUUUUUGUCUGAAAUGAAAUGCACCAUUUAUUUGUUAAGUACCUGAAAUACUUGAUUUCUUAAAGUGAUUCUCGGGGCAUUGAUGUGCUUAGUUUGAUAGUAGUCUUUGUGAACAUUUAAUAUGGAAUACAGAUUUAUAACUGAUCUUUUUUAAAGUGACAUUUCUGAGUUGUGAUUUUUUUAAAAACUCUCCAGCGGAUGGUGGUUUUCUUUAACUGCUAAUAUAUGUCUAUUAGAUUGGUUGCUAAUUAGGAGCAGUAAUUUCAAUAAA
Molecule: messenger RNA, 2367 nt
Organism: Scleropages formosus (Asian bonytongue)
Lineage: Eukaryota; Metazoa; Chordata; Actinopteri; Osteoglossiformes; Osteoglossidae
Product: adenosine deaminase 2-A-like
Exons: 10
Coding region: 116-1639 (507 amino acids)
Biological process (GO): inosine biosynthetic process; adenosine catabolic process
Molecular function (GO): adenosine deaminase activity
Source: RefSeq, a predicted model, not a curated record